AUGCCUCCCAAGUUCGACCCCAAUGAGGUGAAGGUCAUUCACCUGCGAGUGACUGGUGGUGAAGUCGGUGCCCAGUCCGCUCUCGCCCCCAAGAUCGGUCCUCUCGGUCUGUCCCCCAAGAAGAUUGGUGAAGAUAUUGCCAAGAACACUGGUGACUGGGUAAGCACUCAAUACGGUUGCUGCGAUGCACGAAAGGAGCAAUGGCUAACGUGGACUGUUUCCGCUGUACAGAAGGGUCUCCGUGUGACUGUCAAGCUCACCAUCCAGAACCGUCAGGCCGCGGUCUCUGUUGUGCCCUCCGCCUCUUCCCUGGUCAUCAAGGCCCUCAAGGAGCCCCCCCGUGACCGCAAGAAGGAGAAGAACAUCAAGCACAACAAGUCCAUCCCCCUGGACGACAUCAUCGAGAUUGCGCGCACCAUGCGCUCUCGUUCCCUCGCCAAGGAGCUCAAGGGUACCGUCCUUGAGAUCCUGGGUACCGCUUUCUCCGUCGGCUGCCAGGUUGAUGGCCGCAGCCCCAAGGAUGUCUCUGACGACGUCAAGGCCGGCGAGAUUGAUAUCCCCUCGGAGUAA
Messenger RNA from Aspergillus terreus NIH2624, 570 nucleotides. RefSeq names its product 60S ribosomal uL11 domain-containing protein. The record is from RefSeq and is a predicted model, not a curated record. Lineage: Eukaryota; Fungi; Ascomycota; Eurotiomycetes; Eurotiales; Aspergillaceae. The transcript is spliced from 4 exons. Gene Ontology annotation, molecular function: large ribosomal subunit rRNA binding; structural constituent of ribosome. Gene Ontology annotation, biological process: translation. Gene Ontology annotation, cellular component: cytosolic large ribosomal subunit; ribosome. The coding region runs from base 1 to 570 and encodes 189 amino acids.